Acanthosepion pharaonis is the source of this 828-nucleotide messenger RNA. The record is from the annotation of a GenBank genome assembly. Lineage: Eukaryota; Metazoa; Mollusca; Cephalopoda; Sepiida; Sepiidae.
AUGGGAUCGUAUCUGUUUCUUCUUUACUAUCUCUUUCUCCUCUUUCUUCACUUCCUCAUUCUCCUUUACUGUCACUUUCUUCUUUUUCUUCACUUUCUCCUCCUUUACAUUCAUUCUUCCUCGUCUUCUGCUUUACUGCUUCUUUCUUCGCCCUUUCCUUCUUUACACCCAUUCUUCUUCUUCUUCUUCUUCUUCUUUAAUGUCUCCUUCUUCUCCAAGUUGUUCUUUUUACACCUCUUUUUCUACAUCUUUCUCUCUUUCGAUAAUGAUUAUUUUCACAAUCUUUUUGUGUUCGUAUCUAUCUAUCUAUCUAUCUAUCUGUCUAGUCUAAUUUUUUUUAUCUAUCUAUCUAUCUAUCUAUCUAUCUAUCUAUCUAUCUAUCUAUCUAAUUGCGUUUGUUCGUAUCUAUCUAUCUAUCUAUCUAUCUAUCAGUUUAUUCUAUCAAUCUAUCUAUCGAUCUAUCUAUCUAUCUAUCUUUGUUUGUUUCUAUCUAUCUAUCUAUCGAUCUAUCUAAUUAUCUAUCUAUCUAUCUAUCUAUCUAGUCAGUUUUUAUCUAUCGAUCUACCUUUUCUAUCUAUCUAUCUUCAGAUUUUCUAUCUAUCUAUCUAUUUCAGACAGUUCAUAUCUAUCUAUCUAUCUAUCUAUCUAUCUAUUUAUUCUUAUCUAUCUAUCUAUCUAUCUAUCUAUUUUUAUUCAUUCCAUUCAUCUAUCACAAUGUUUUCUAUUUCAUCUAUCUUUCAUAUCUAUCUAUCUGUUUUCAUCUAUUCAUCUAUCUGUCAUCUAUCUCUAUCUAUCUAUCUAUCUAUCUAUCUAUCUAUCUUCAGUUGA